CAAGGGAACUUGAACCAAGAGGUGUCGCCCUGUGAUGACUUUUGGGCUUAUUCCUGCGGCGGAUGGCUAGAAGACAAUCCGAUCCCUCCAACGCAGCCGAUGUGGUCGGUCAAACUAAAACUCAAACGGGAAGCCCUUGCCGAGAUGCGUGAGUUGUUGGACACAAUGGAUGAGCCCGAGGACGUGAACAGCUUCGAAUGGAAACUCAAGACCUUCUAUUGGUCUUGCAUGGACACGCGGGCUUUCAUGAAGAAUGGCAUCGACCUCAUCAAACGAAAGAUCAUCACUGAACUAUAUGGUUGGAAUCUGAUGAGAGAAACCUGGGACCGACGUCGGUGGCACUUCGAAACAGUGUUGACGCGCCUUCAUUCCAAAUUCGGAGUCUCGCCUUUUUUCAAGGUCACUGUUGUUCCGGACCCUCGACGGGAGGGGCACAACAUCAUAAAGCUGAUGCCGUCGGGAUUUUCGAUGCCUCAUCCGAGUUAUUAUGACCGGACGCCAAACACAGAGUUCCUGCAAAUGCGCCUUCCAAGGAAGCUGAGAGAGGGCAAGUCUGUGUGUCUGGGGCCUUCCCAAGUGAUGCCGCUGCAACGUCUACAAAAUUACCUAUUCAAAUUCAAUGUGGAGCAGGCUUAUAAGCAGUACAUCAAAGACACAGUCAAGCUCUUCGAUGCGAGUGGACCAGAUGCUUUAGAUUUUGCCAAUCAUCUGUUCCACUACGAGAGUCGAAUUGCCGAAAUCACUCCUUCUGAGUCUGUCAUGAAUGAUCCUCUGCAGUCCAACAACCUCAUUUCUAUAGGCGAACUGUCACAGAUUGCAAUGACGAUUCCUUGGCUGGAUUUACUUCGACAUAUAUUUCCCAACAGCAAACUGGAUCACAGAUCGCACGUGCUUGUUGUCUCCAGAGAAUAUUUCAGUGAUAUCUCCAAAAUCAUUUCUUCGACGGAUAGAAGCCUACUGAAUAGUUACAUGGUGUUUAGCUUCGUGACUGCAUACAUGCCUUACUUAUCAGAGGAAAACAAACGAGUUCUGGAUCUCUUUCACCGAGAAUUCACAGGUCUUCAAGAACCAAUGGAACGAUGGGAGUUUUGUAUCCAAACUACAGCCAAGUUUUUUAAUUUGGGCCUUGGUUCAUUGUACGAGCGAAGCCCAAGUAGAUCUCGGUCGCACAAGAAAAAUGAACGAGUAUUAACAGAGAUCUUCAAUGAGAUUCGUUACACUCUUGGGUCCAAUUUAGCUUCCAGUCGAUGGUAUCCUGCAGAAGUCAAGGAUCAGCUGUCGGCAAAGCUGAAUAAUAUGACUCUGCAAGUUGGCUACCCAGAAAGAUUGUUGGAUCCCAGUGUGAUAAAUGCAUUCUAUGAAGAUUAUACCAUUUUCAUCAAAGAUUUCUUUCAAAAUCUCCAGGAUUCCAUGAGGAACAGCAGAAAACAGCUGGAACUGAAACUUAUUGACCCCAUGCCCGAGUCUGAAUGGAUAGAUGCCUUGUCAGCCGAUGAUGUUACUUAUAUUCAUGAGGCCAACAAGAUUGUUAUUCCACCACAUCUCCUCAGCCCACCUUUAUUUCAUCGCAACUAUCCCUAUGCCAUGCUGUAUGGGAGCAUUGGAGUGCAAAUAGCGAGAGCCAUGCUUCGUUCUGUAGACAACGUUGGUCUUGCUUGGAACAGCAGAGGACAACUGGUUGAACGGACAGUGUACACAAACAGGUCAGCAGAGAAUUUACGAAGCCUAUCAGACUGUGUAGCCUCUUCUGUGAUGGAUUUAGAUGUGGAGACUGAUGCUGUUGUGGAACGAACAGCAGCAGAUACAGCGUCAGAGAUAGAUGCCGUUAGGCAAACCUAUCAAGCCUAUGUAACCCUACUAAAGAGGCGACCGCAACCUCAGCACCCAAGUUUUGAAAGCCUUAAUACUACAAAUAUAUUUUUUAUGGCAUAUGCUGGGAGUAUGUGCUCAGAGGCAACAGCACAGCAGGAGGAUAUAGAAAGAACUUGCAGCCCAAAGCUGAUGAGCAAACCAAGAUUGUUGGCUGUUCUUGCUCAGCUUCCUGAAUUUAGCAGAAUAUUCUCUUGCCCCAAGGAUUCUCACCAUUACCCCCAUUGGUUAUGCGCCAACCUUCACUGACCUUUGGAUUACCCUUAUCCUUCAUUCCUGUUGCUGUAACAGUACAGCUGACAUGAAGGAUUUGGUUGGAUAAAUAGCUAUCGAUAGAAUUUAUCAGCCUAAGUUUAUGUGUGUGAUUAUGUAUAUAUGUGUAUAUAUAUGUAUAUAUAUAUAUAUAUAUAUAUAUAUAUAUAUAAAUAUAUAUAUAUAUAUAUAUAUAUAUAUAUAUAUAUAUAUAGUAUAUGUAUAUAUAUAUAUACUUACAUACAUAUAUACAUAAUCACACACACUCUUGUAUGUAUAUAUCAAAGUUUAAAAUAUAUCUUAUUGCUAUUCAUGAUUAAAUGGCGUACGAAUGUCUGGAAAUUGUGUAAGUGAAUAGGUAGUCUGGUUUAGUGUAUAUGAUUAACUUUUAACAAUUUUUUUAACAGAUUCACCAAUUGAAAUUAGCUGGUUCUUAUAACAUGAGUCAAACCUUUCAAAUGUGUUCAGUGUGUGCCUGCUUGUGGAGUCCAGAAGAUUCAUUGCAGUAUUUUCAUUCUUCUUGAGGUAUGUCAGUAGGAAAUGUAUGUGUAUCCAUUUAGCUCAAAGGUCAAAUAUCCAUGCAGUCAAAAGGCAAAAUUCCUCCAAAGCUGUCUAGAACUUCAUGAGUCAGAGAUGACCUGAAGUCUCGCAUUUAAGUACAUAGAGGUCAUAUUAGCAGUCUAGUGAAAUUGAUAGUUUAACUGAUAGUUUCAGAGUCUUGUACAUAACGCUUUGUGUUGGUAGCCCAGUACAAUUAUUUAGAGUAUUGUAUUUGACAGUGAUAUAACCAGGUUAACUUCCAGCUUGGUAAAUGAAACACUAUACAAAGAAGGAUUUAACAAAGUAUAUUUUUUAUCUCGGUUUUAGCAUUCACGUGGCUUAAAGUGUAUCUUAUAGAGACUUAAGUAAUUGAUUGUUUUUAUCACUUUAAUUUUUAUUUAUUUUUAUUUUGUUAAAGUUACUACCAAAUCAGAAUAUUUUUUGUCCAGAAAAAAUGGUACAUAUAUGUAAGUGGUUCAAAGGUUCUUAAAGUCGACAAGCAAAUCCAAGGGUGUGUUAAUGAUAUAGGACACAAUUGAACAGUUUCCAUUUAAAAGAAGAGUUUUGGAUUUAUUUAGUACAAAUUAGAUGCUGUUGAAUAAUAAUUAGCUGGAUUUUGCUGAAUAAUUUACUGGAACAAGUGUAUGCAAGGAUUUGUUCUAAACCCUAACAAUUUGAUUUGCUUCAUGUCUUAUUUUUUUUAUCAUUAGAAAAGCUUUCAUCUGUAUAGAAGUACCCCUUCUUAAAUAUAGUAAUACUAUUGUGGUGCCAAGCCUGUGGUGUAUAACUGUAGGAAGUCAGUGAAGUUGUGCAAUUGUUAUUGUUUGAGCAACUUCACAUGUUCCACUGAUACAAGGAUGAAUGCUAGGGUAACUGUUCAUUGGAAAACACAGUUUAGCAAGAUGAAUUGAGCUAAAUAAUUAGUAUUUUAAUAAUUAUAUACAUACUUACAUACAUACAUACAUACGUACAUACAUACAUAUGCAUGCUAAUGCAUAUUUGCAUACACAUAGAAAUAUUUUUUGUUUGUAAUUAUGCCCUUUUGGACUUAUAUGUGUUUAUGACACUUUGUAGAUACUAAAACGUUACUAGUUUGUCAUAAUGUUGUUACUGUUCCAACGAUUAAUUGUUUAUUCGUGGUGCAGGUGUUACGAAUGUUCAGUGAGUCUGCAGAGCUGAAUGUUUUGUAGGUUUAAGUCAAGUGAUGAUAAUAUAUUAGGUGAACUAAUAUUUUUUACAUAAUAUAAAGCAUUGAAUUCUUGUAUGGUAGUCUUGUUAGUACUUCACUAAUUUGAAAGGUUUGGAAUACAACUCAGCUGAAUAUGUAUCUGUCAUUCUUUUUUUUUUUCUCAAUGUUAACUAAUUCAUAGGUUAAAAAUCUGUCUUACUUUGCACUUUGCAUUGAUGCAUCAUGUAACAUUCUACCAUAGUGUUUUUUUUCUCUCAUCCAAAGAAAAACUCAUAGUGCUUAUUACUGAUACUUACGUAUUACUGAUAUAUUGGUUAUUCUACACAGGGGUUUGUUUUCACACCAGUCUACCUUUCACUGACUUACUAAUUGGGCACUGACAGGCAAUGAUGCUUUGAAUUAUUUACUCCUUACAACCUUUGUUUUAAAGGACUUUCCAGACUGGAAAAGUUUAUUGUACAGCUAGUUUGGAAUGUCCUUUGAAUAAGUAGUUAAAAUAGUAUGAAUUUGCCCUAAAGGGCAUUGAAAAAGGCUUCCAACUUUUAUCUAUACAUGGUGUGUACUUUUUUUCUCCUGCCCUUUAUCUUUACCAAAAUGUUCUUUAUAUAAGAAGCUUUUAGUUAGAGAUUUUGGAACUUUUAAAUAAGUUAUAUGUUAAGAAACCAAGGUAUGAAUUAUUCAAAACAUAUCAAAACCUGUCAGUAAAUCACUUUUUUAAAAAAUACAUUAUUUGUCUAAGAUUUUUGUUAUUUUAAUAUUUGCAAAGGAGUAUGAUUUGUUAAAAGCUUAUAUUAUUUUUUUUUUUCAUUAUUAUUACUGAUCUAAAUUAAACAAAAAAAAGUCUUGCAAAAUACAGGGCCUGGAAGGAUUACCUCAGAAACACCAAGAUAUGUGUUGUACACAAAUUAUGAACCUUACAUAUCAGUUAAUGAGAAACUUAGGCAUUUUAAAAUUAAAAUUAUAGACCAUGGAAGAUCUGACAGCAACCAGGAUGUAAAUGGCAUAAGGAAAAUUAUUUCCAACUAUGUUGUGCUAUUUGAAAUUUUUACUUGUACCUUAAGAACAAACUUGUCUCUGCCACUGUAAUUAAUUGUAAAAUCCUCCAUAAGUGUAGAAUUUAAUUUUUAUGAAACUGAAAGAAGAAAAAAUAGAGUAAAUGUACUGAUCAAGAAUGAAAUGGCUGAAAAAUAUGAUAGAAGUUGAGAGAAAAGCAAUGUGAAGGGAUGAGGAAUACUGAGCCAGAAAAGUAGUAUGUAUGUACGUAUAUAUGGAGGCACUAGAUGAAGAUUUGUGAGGUCAUGACAUGUUGGUAGUGCAGACGAACAAAGCAGAGGAUGAAGAUAAUUAAAACCAAGGUCUAAAGCAAACUCAUUUCAUGUCUCACCUCAUUAGGAUGAAGGUAGUUUUAGCCAUGAGUAGUAACUAUUCUAAGAGGAGAAGGUAUUUUCAUGAAUCACAUCUAGCUUACACCGAUUUAAAUCCUAUUGGCCAAUAAAUUAAUCCCAAUUGUCUGGUGAACUAUUUUGCCAUUCUGUACUAAUAAAUGCGUCAAGGACUUUGUCUAGAUUUCUUUCUUCUAUUCUGUUAUUUCCAAUACCCAUUUUGGGGUGUCUCCUGAAUAGUUCUUCCAGUUGUAUAUUUUGCAUAAACUUUUUAACUGCCUUUUUCAGAAUUUUUCACUAGUUUGGUAACUUUACAUGAUGUUUAUUGCCAGGAUUAGGUAAAUAUCAUUAAGUUAUUUCAGUUUGUGUAAGAAUACAUAAUGACUUAUAAUUUUUCAAUUAUUAUUACUACUAUGACUAGUGGUGUUAUUGUUGUGAAAGGAAACCCGUCCUAUAUCAGCUGCUUUUUAUUAUUUUAUUGACAUUAGUAAUAUUUUUCUGUAUACACAAAGAGCUCCUGAGGUAUGACAAAGUGUACGUAUACAUAAGAUAUAUAUAUAAAAAAAUAUAUAUAUAUCUCUUCUGUAAAUACUGUAACAAUAUUUUGUGAAAGGGUUAAUGUAGUUAGCUUUAAAUACAAUGGAAGUAGGCAGUAAAAGGAUUCAUGGGCUGUGAUACCACAUGCAGAAAAAUUAUAUGGUCAGAGUUGUGUUCUGGAGAUAUGACAAUACUUACAGUCCAGUGGUAAAAAAAACCAAGUCGUUACUUCAUACUUAAGGUAUUACUUGUAUUUUUAAUACUACUUUUGUAUUCAUGUUUAAAGUUUAGAUUCAAUAUGCUGUAUUUACCGUGUGCAUGAUCACUACUGGAUUUUUAGCAGAUAUAUGCUUUGAAUAUAGUCAGACUGUUGGGUCUGGCCUAUGCAGAUCUCCAAAAUACAGUUCUUAAUGCUGUAGGUAAUGGUUAAGUCAAGUGGCAAUAAAGUAUUUAGGAUACGCUUUACUAACUGAAAUGCUAUAAGAACCCUAUUUUGUUCCAUAUUUCAUACAUAAACACAGUUAAUAAGAUUUUUUUUUUUUUGUGGAGAAUUUCAUUGUAGAUGUUUUGUCGGAAUUCACUAACAAUCGGUGUAACAGCUGUUCUAGUCAGAUGUAAUGAGAAUUUCUAAUAAUAAUUACACUGGAAAAUUUCAUCCCACAGUAUAAAGAAAAAACUGAGCCCCUUGGUAAGAGAAACUAGGUCAGCCAUCAGCAAAGUGACUUGUAAAUAAAAAGGAAACACCAAUGUUACCAAACAGAAUUGAAUUAAGGAUUGAUGUGUGCGAUGAUUCUCCCUUGAUAGUCUGCUCUGAGUUUUUUUUAUCAAAAGUUUAGAAGUUACUGGCAAUUUGCUUCUAUCUUGCCUUUUCACUAUAUUAACUAUUUGAUAAUUUCCAGUUUUUCUCUUGCUAUAGUUUUCCUAAAUUGAAAACCUUCACAUUAAAGUCUAUUUAUUAAUGGACCUCAUCCCUUUCCUAGCAACGCAGUCUUAGUCUGCUUUUGACUAACAUUAAUGAUAACUAUGCAAAGAUAAAAUGACACUAAAUCUUGGUAGGAUUACUGUUGUCACCAAGAAGUGUGAACUAUUGGCAUCUAGACUCAGGGAUAUAUUCUAAGUAUUGUCUUUAGUAACCCGGUGUUUCUUGAAUUUUUCUUCUGUUCAUUUGGAAGUAUGGAAAGUGAAAAAAUAUGGUCACAGUUGGCUGUCAAUAAAUCUGUUAAUUGACUAAUGAUAAAUCCACUUUACUACGUCCAGCUUUAAUUUAACAUUUUGAGUACCGACACUGUGGGAUCUUGAUAUGAUACUAAGUGUAAUAAAUGAGAAAAGUUUAGUCUUUGUAGCUUUUGUUUUUUUUUGCAAGCAAUUGUCCUGAUAGCCUCAUUUUAGUUGUGAUCAACCUCAGUUUCAAAAAAUUUCACAUGAAAUUUUUGAAUGCAUAACCAUUAUUCAUAUUUCACCAAUUGUUAACAUAUUUAGUGACUGUAGUCAAAAAGUUACAGUGCUACCUCACUAUUUCAUGCUUCAGUUUGUGGAACAUAUAUCUUACAAUAUUUCUGGGGAAACUUUCACCAAUUUGCAGAUUUUUUUUCUAUGGACUGAAUCUCUUUAAAAUAUCGCUAAUUCAUUUUUUUCAUAGAGCCAUACUAUUUCUUAUUUACUUAUUUUUUCAUAUUGUUUUUGUGAUUACUUAUUUUUGUGAUAAUGAUUUACAUUGGAUUCAUUUAGUUCAUUCCAGGUUGGGCCUCAGACUGAGCAUAACAGGUGUACAAUUCUCUCUCUCUCUCUCUCUCUCUCUCUCUCUCUCUCUCUCUCUCUCUCUCUCUCUCUCUCUCUCUCUCUCUCUCUUUAAGGGGUAAUGUUAAGAUUUACUUGAAAUGAUAUUACUGUAGAGUAAAAAGUAUUUAGAUGAUACAGCAUAUUGUACAAUAAAGUAUACCAUACUUAUUUUGAUUUUAUUUUCCAGUCUGCUUUUACGGAAAAUAAAAUUAAUUAGUGAAUGUUUUAAAUAUUGUACAUGCUAUCUUCCAAAAACACUUACUAAAUUACAGUAGUAACAUCUUUUCAAAUAUGUACAUCUUGCAUUAUGCUGAGAGAGAGAAUAGAAUUAUACACCUGUUAUGCUUUGUCAGGUGUUCUAACCCUGGAAUAAGCGUAAUAGACUAGUACAUUACUAAAGUAUAAAAAUACACUGUAAAUUGUCAUGAAUACAAUAUAAUAAAAUACAGUAAUUAGUGAAUAAACUGUUGCUCCAUGAAAAAAAAGUGAAUUAAUUAUAAUUUUUACUCUCACCAAUAUACAAUGAAAAUGGGAUGACUUGAUUACUAUGUACGUAUAUGAGAAAACAGCUAUGUUAAUGUAUAAAAGUAGUACAUACAGGGAUAAUGUGAUUGGUUUUGUCAGACAUUCUGUUAAUUUGGUUUUGUCAGACAUUCUGUUAAUUUGAAUUAAACAUAGAUAUAUUUUUCUGUUAACAUUAAUACUAAUAUUUUAAAAUAGUGCAUCAUUGUUAUACGCAUUAUAGGGCAUACAUAUGAAUAAGAAGUUGUAAAAGGGUAGUACUAAUCAAAGAUGACUUGGGGUUUAGGGUUGAUGGGUUGGGGUGUAUUUUUGUUGAAUUGAUAUUAAAUUAUUUUAGUGGGUGUGAUAGUUUAAGUUAUAUUUUAGUUUGAAGCAACAGGGAAACUUUUAAAAUUAGAAAUAAACAGUUAUAAGCAUUUAGAGGGGAUGUUGCAUCUCUGCAGUCAGGUUCUGGAACCUGUCCCUGUGAAAAAGGGGGGAAAGCACUGUAAAUCUAUAAUGUAUACAAGUCAGUACCAUAUGUUGUCAUGUUCCAUAAUUAAAUAUCUGACUCCUGCAUCUUUUACCCAGUGAUUUUUGAAAGAGAAAAUGACCCCUUGUUAAAAAGUGCAGUCAUACCCGUCCACUGACAGUGAAAACAGGAAGGUUCAAACAUUUGAACGGAUAAAAAUCUCAUGCCUGCAGUUACCAGUAUGUUUGUAUCAGCAAAGACUGAUAAUAAUACUGGUAGUUAAAGCCUGUGAUGAAAUUUUUAGACAAAAUUUCUUAAAUGUAGAUAUAUUCAGUAAGAUUUAGCAAUCUGGUGUAUUCAGUUAAUUAUUAUUAAAACAUUCUCUGAUGGCAAAUAUGAGAACUGCUGUUAUGCUGUUUGUGCACUCCCAACUUAUAUAUGUUUAUUGCAUUGAAAAGACUCAUUUACUAAGUGCAUCAAUAAAUAAAUGUUACCAUGAUUGUAUGGCACAUUGCCAAAAAAUUUUGAUCAUCAUUUAUUAGGUUCAAAAUGUUUACAAAUAAAUUACUGAAGUUGAAAUAAGAUCUUGUGAAUAGAAGGCACACUGUUAAAUUAAGGAAACAAAUAUAUAUCUGUAGUUUUAAAGCCAAAUCAUUUAUAUCUUUUUAGAAUAUGUGAUCAUAUACCAGUACUUGUUUAAGUUAGAUUAUUUCAGUUAAUAUGCUGAGCAUUCAAACAUCACUUUGGACUUUGAAGUCUGUGGUACCAGCAUUGCCAAUCCUGAUACAUAUUUUUUAUUAAUUGUCAUAUGAACUGAGAAAUCUUGGUA
Macrobrachium nipponense is the source of this 9350-nucleotide messenger RNA. RefSeq names its product endothelin-converting enzyme 1-like. The record is from RefSeq and is a predicted model, not a curated record. Gene Ontology annotation, biological process: protein processing. Gene Ontology annotation, cellular component: plasma membrane. The coding region runs from base 100 to 2118 and encodes 672 amino acids. The transcript is spliced from 17 exons. NCBI's taxonomy places the organism in Eukaryota, Metazoa, Arthropoda, Malacostraca, Decapoda, Palaemonidae. Gene Ontology annotation, molecular function: metalloendopeptidase activity.